Perca fluviatilis (European perch) is the source of this 2884-nucleotide messenger RNA. It is a transcript of the gene irx4b, whose product is annotated as iroquois homeobox 4b. Gene Ontology annotation, biological process: regulation of transcription by RNA polymerase II; neuron differentiation; cell development. The coding region runs from base 385 to 1620 and encodes 411 amino acids. The transcript has 6 exons. Gene Ontology annotation, molecular function: RNA polymerase II cis-regulatory region sequence-specific DNA binding; DNA-binding transcription factor activity, RNA polymerase II-specific. Gene Ontology annotation, cellular component: nucleus. Lineage: Eukaryota; Metazoa; Chordata; Actinopteri; Perciformes; Percidae. The record is from RefSeq and is a predicted model, not a curated record.
GGAGAUGCAUGGUUUGAUCACACACAUACACACAUACAUAUACACACACACACACACACACACGCACACUCGCUUUGGAUUGUAAAAUAGCAGGGAUAGCCUACUGUAGAAGCUGCUGCCGCAGCUUGGCGAAUGAGGCGGAACUGGAAGGGAAGCCAGGAAGUUACUUUUAUCGACUGUUCAUCGUGGUGCGUAAAAUGAAAGUGGUGCGUAAAUGUCUGCGCGGUAGAUGAUAUCCACAUUUAUUUUUUUAUUUUUUUUAACUGAAAAAAGUUAGCUGACUGGAACUCGCUGUGAACUAGUAUUAUAAGAGUCUACCUUUGGCUCGGAUCCUGUUGGAUGUCGCCCCGGGUCUGCGCUCCUGCUGUUGAUCUGAUUUGAGCCAUGGCUUACUCUCAGCUGGGAUACUCCUAUUCCACCACGCCGCAGUUUCUGAUGACCUCCAGCUCUCUGGCCGGUUGUUUGGAGCCGGGAACUCCUCCGUCACACCCGGUGCUGUGCUCCCCGGGCCACCAGCUCACCUCUGGCCCCGGGAUUGGAGUCUACAGCGGAACUUACCCGAAGAGCCAAGGCUACUAUAACCCCUGCACCAGCGACGCCCCCGCUCUCUAUUCCAGAGGGCCAAUAGAUCCCAAAGACGGAGCUGCAACUGUGGGGACAUCUCAGACUCCUGCCUACUAUCCCUAUGAAUAUACAAUUGGACAAUAUCCAUAUGACAGAUAUGGGUAUUCCUGCUCUGAUGGUGCAUCCCGCCGUAAAAAUGCCACCCGAGAGACCACCAGCACGCUGAAGGCUUGGCUGCAGGAGCACCAGAAGAACCCCUACCCCACAAAGGGAGAGAAGAUAAUGCUUGCUAUCAUCACCAGGAUGACCCUUACACAGGUGUCUACGUGGUUUGCCAAUGCACGCAGGAGGUUGAAGAAGGAGAACAAGGUGACGUGGUCACCGCGGGCUUGUAAAAGCUCUGACGAUCGGGGCUGUGAUGAUGACAGCGACGAAGCUGAGAAGCCACUCAAACACGACAAAGACCUUCCUGAUCAACAGUGUGCAGACCUGCAGAGUGACCUGGAGGACUUUGACCUGCUGGAGUCAGACGGUUCUGACUGUGAACCGAAGCCACAGUUUCUACCUGAGGACAGUGAUGCAAAGCCAAACACAGACCUCCCACACAGGCAUCGCACACACCACCCAGACCCACUGCACGGAAAAGAGAGAUUGUCUCCGGACUGCCCCAAACUCACACCGGUCCAUCGGCAAAACAACUCCUUCUAUGCUAAUCCAGACCUCCGGAGUACAGACGCUAAGCCGAAAAUCUGGUCCAUCGCUCGCACUGUUGCGUCUUUGAACGGCAGCUUGCAGCCAGAGUACCCUCCCUGCAUGCUGUCGUCUACCGGAUCCUCCUCUCCGGGGUAUCCAUCCAAUAUGGCGUUAACCAAGGCAGACAGGGAACAGGAGUCACCAGUCGCCACGCUCAGAGAAUGGGUUGAUGGAGUUUUCCAUGGUCCUCCUUUCCAACAGCUCAGACCAGCUGAGGCGUGGAAAGGCUUGAAUGAUGCCGUGAUAGACAGCAGAACACCCGGACAGUCCUUUGAACUUAUUAGGUCUACGUCAUCUUUGUAGACCAACCACAAUGGCCUACAGUCAAUGGAAUAUUUCAAAGACUGUUGGACUUGGAAAGAAAACUCUGUGUUUUGUUGUUGUGACUUGACCAAUUGACCGUUCGCUAAGCACCACCGCCCUUAGUUAAUACAUGUCUGUCAAGAUUUCCAUUCUCGCACAGCACACGCAGUUUGCAAUGAUAACGGUGGCACUUCAAAUCUUUAGUCAUUUUUGAAACAAUGGGUCCUGGAAUUCCAGACAGAGGUAGAACAAAGGCAGGCUUCUCAUUUCUCGCGAACAAGCAUGGCUUUUGCCGUGUGAAAUGAGUGUCGGUGAGUGUCGGUGGCAGAUUUUAUUAUCUCUAGCUAGCUUGCUAAUUAAGCUAAUUAAACGUUAGCUCCGCGAGUAGGUCUACAUUAGAAAACCUGACUUUGGCUGACUAUUAAAUGUUUACAGCUGAAUCUUGUAAAAGGGGUGUUAAAUACGCACACGUAUAUGUGAUAUUGCGCUAUAAGACAGGCAGACAUGUCCCAGGCAAAAAGUCAGCGUCCUUACCAGUUGAUGAUCCAUGUAGAAGACAUGUAGCCUUUUAUGAUGAGGACAAACCAACGGACCUAGCAAAUGUAACGCUAUGAGUUCCACACAGUGGGAAAAUGCUACACAGUGGAUGUGCUAGUCGUGUAACGGAACUUUGUAACCCCACAAAAAAUAUGGUUAACGCUAGUUACUGAUGUGCUCCUUGGCUUUGGAAGUAAUGCUUGGUUACUGUAGGUAGUCAGCUUGAUUGCAGCUUACCUUAGAGCAGACAAAUGCAGUUUCAUGUAUUUCUUUAACUUUUGCUCGAAAGUUUUGGAAAAAAAACACUAUCUUUCAAACUCUUUGAAAGCAGAGUAUCACACUUACCACGGUCCUAUGUACACUACUUCAACAUGUAGAAAAAUCCAAAGUUUGACAGACCUGGUGGGCCCAAUCGCGGUUGCUAAGCUAUGAUUGUUUAAUUGGUGAUCGGGGUAGGGGUUUUAGCGAAUGGUCAAUUCACAAUAUAUGAUCCUAUUUUGGCAUUUUGAAAAGCCUCUAAAUCUCUUCCAACUUACAAUCUCUUAUGGGCCCCAUUAAUGGUCAAAUGUCUUCGAGCAAACAAGUGUCACCACACACACACACGCGUUCCUGCGGCAAGGUUGUACGGUUCACUCACAUGAAAAAUAUACAAUAUUGUACACUUGCACUAUAGCCUGCACUUGCACUGAGUCACAAAAAUAAAAGGUGUAUUCCGUGGCAUGGCAAA